Epinephelus fuscoguttatus (brown-marbled grouper) is the source of this 2879-nucleotide messenger RNA. RefSeq lists its product as uncharacterized. Lineage: Eukaryota; Metazoa; Chordata; Actinopteri; Perciformes; Serranidae. The transcript has 3 exons. Gene Ontology annotation, molecular function: DNA-binding transcription repressor activity, RNA polymerase II-specific. Gene Ontology annotation, biological process: negative regulation of transcription by RNA polymerase II. Bases 246 to 2087 code for a protein of 613 amino acids. The record is from RefSeq and is a predicted model, not a curated record.
UAAAAAAAGACUACAACUCGCAUCAUGUGACGUAGGAACCCGGAAAUACAAUGUUUGCUAGGGGACGAGAUGUUUUAACGGGAGCAGGCGACAGUGGAAAUGUAAUAAUGUCAUAAUGAUACUAAAUAAAUGAAAGAACGUACAUUUUUUUUUUGUUAAAGACGUUGUUUUUUAGCCGUAAAGUGACAUUUUUGAAACCGUUAGUUUAACGCUGAACCGGAAAUCACCAGCGUUUGUUAAAUUUCAUGGACAAAGACAAGUGUAGCGACAUUCGCGCUCCGUGCUCCUGGAUGGAGAUGCAUCAGUUCAUUGGUGACCUCAUCGCAUCUGGAAACACCUUGAAGGAUCAGCCAGAGAUGCUGAACACAGCAUGGGGCGUGGCUACUGGAGGUGGAGGUGGUGGUGGUGGUGGUGAUGCUCUGCGGUUCAAAGGUGCGUCGCUUGAACUUCUACAACAACCUCGACCUGUCCCUGAUAAGUCAGAGGCGGAGCCACGCCGGUACAUCCAGCCCGGGGCAUCACAGCGGAAGGGACAGGCCAGAGACAGGAGAGAAGAUGUGCAUAACGCCUGCACCUGCCCUGGCUGCCCUUACUCCUCAUCUCCACCUUCCUUUGAGACUUUGAAACCCAGACAAUCCACACCCCAAAACUCGGAUGCUGGAUGCCAGCCCAAAGACCUGAGCAGCACGGCUCCAAUGAGCCUCAGCAUGUGCUUACCUGACACGACUGAACCAAGCAGCACCUCGCCUGAGCAAGAAACCAGGGUGGCUGGUGGAAUGCAGAGGGAGGAUGCAGACAGAGGGACUCAGAGUCCAGAUCAGACUCCUCUGUCCUCUAACUCCCUGUCCCACCUCUCCAUGUUCCCCUGCUUGUGUUGCCAUCGCAGCUUACAAGCCUGCACCCAGAUACUGAGCCACCAGGAGGACACAGACUCCCCAUUCUCUCACGCUCACGCCCAUCAUCAUUUCCAUCACCACCACUGUCCCAUCACCUCCUGUCUACCCUGCCCUCAGCUGGCCCGCUCUCAUGCUCCGCAGCUCUCUGGACCCUUUCCCUGCUUGUCCUGCCAGCACCCCUUUCCCACCUGUACUCAGGUCUGCCACCACCAGCACAGACAAACAAACACUCAGCAGCAAGAGGAAAGAGGUAGGACGUCGGUGUUGUCGCUGCAUCCCUGUAUGCACUGCUCGGCCUCUUUCUCUAGACCGUCCCAGCUGCUGCAGCAUCAGCGCUCUGAGCAUGCCCACAAACCAUCCGGCUUCCUCUGCACAGAGUGCGGCAGGGCCUUCAACUCGCACAGCAACCUCCGCAUCCACCUCAAUGUGCACACCGGCGCCCGGCCGUACUCCUGCUCCGACUGCGGGAAGAGUUUUAGCCAGUCAGGGGCUCUGAAGAUCCACAGGCGUAUUCACACAGGUGAGAGGCCAUAUUCCUGUGGAUUUUGUGGCAGGGGGUUUCCCCAUUUGGCAGGGGUCCGGGCCCAUCAGAGGACCCACACAGGAGAGAAGCCCUACUCCUGUAGCCAGUGUGGGAAGUGUUUCACCCAGUCAGGUGCUCUGAAGAUCCACAUGCGCAUCCACACAGGAGAGAGGCCCUUCAUCUGCAGCUUCUGUGGGAAAGGCUUUUCCAACCGCUCCGGGAUUCGCUUCCACUACCGCACGGUCCACGGACUGGCCCCUGAACAUGCUGGAGAGGCUGAAGCCGGGGAUGCAUAUCGGGGACCAGCAGGAAGUGCUAAUUCACCUGGGCGUCCCAGGACUUUCCCUCCAACCAGCGUUGGGCUGAAUACAUCCAACAGCACAGACACCAACUCACACACAGCUCCAAACUCCAGAGAGUCGUCUGUGUCGACGGCUGCACGUCCUGGUGAUGUUACCAAAGCUCAGUCAGAGGGAGCAAACGCAGGCAGCAGCAGAGAGGGGCUCCUGUAUGCGUGUGAGGACUGUGGCCUGCGCUUUAAGGACGCCCCGUCCAGGAACAGACACCAGACUCUGAUGCACUACUCCUCUGAGGGGAGGGAGGAGGUGGAGGGGCAGAGGAAAGAGUUAAGCACAAACAAGAGAGGCUGUGAUAACAGUGGAGAGUGAAGAUGUUGUUGGUACACAGUGUUGAAACACAAGUGUUAGAAUGAAGUGUUAUUUUCUGUCUUAAAAUUUUCUCUUUUCACUUUUAAAAGUCUUUGAUAGCGCACUACUUCUUUUAGAGCCACAGACUUCUAUAGAUUUUAAGGAAAAUAUCUUAUAUUUAGACGCCCAAUUGUGCCUGUGAACAGGUUUUUGAAUUAAUGACUUGAUAAAAGUUGUUACUUAAAGGGAAACACCGCCCAAAUUAAGAAUUCCAACAUGUUAUUCAGGAAAAAAUAGGGAGUGCUGCACUGGGUUAAGGCAUUGUGUAGUUAGUUGUAAAAAAAAAUCAGGUGCUCUUCAAGGAGAGUCACAGAGAGCCACUUAAAGAUAAAAAACAAGUGGCCGGUUCAGUUUAUUAAUACAUGGAUAACCAAUGCCUUUCGACUAAAGAAUCUUUGUCAGGGUGUAAAAUGCAUUGGAAACAGAUGUGCAACUUAAGAGUCAUGUGAUACAGGACACAUGAUGUACUGGUAUAGUCCCACUAGGCAAAAAAAAAAAACAUUGACAGAAAUGAAAAUGACAUAAAUGUACACUAUAAAUAAUUAGCACAUUUAGUAAGAAGAAAAAAGGUAUAAUGCCACAUAAAUACAGGAAAUAACAGUACAAUUAAAUAAGAAUUGUUUUAUAAUGUGACAAAAAGACAUCUCUAGAGUUGAGUUUGUUGUCUGUUCACACAUCUUGUUUCUUGUCCUUGUCAUACAUUUCUUAUGUAUUUCAGUUUCUGCUGCCCUAUGUGCAGGUUUAUCACAAUAU